Molecule: messenger RNA, 1034 nt
Organism: Pelagomonas calceolata
Lineage: Eukaryota; Pelagophyceae; Pelagomonadales; Pelagomonadaceae
Source: the annotation of a GenBank genome assembly
GCACACGGCUGCGCGUGCGGUGCUUUGCCAACUCGCGCCGCGCAGAGGCGAGCAGGGCGCUGCAGGGGUGCUGCCUGUAUGGCUGAGCGGCGACGCUACGCCGGCCGGCGAAGCAAAGGUUGGUUACUUGGUGGUCCACUGGUCGCCUUGAUGAAAUCACCCGAGCGGUGCCGAGGCGCGCGCGCUAGGUGCUCACAAAGGCUGUGAGAGCUGCUGCCAAGCUGGGAGAGCAGCUCCCUCAACGCAGAAAACGCAUGAUUUUCCGAAGCCUGCGACGAUUCAUGGCGACGAAAGCAGCGGUAACACGUCACGACCUGCACGCCUUCCUGCAGCAGCCAGCCACCGCCAACCAGUCCCUCGUCGUGCUGAACUCGGAGUCCUGCGGCGCGCCGCUGCUCGAAAAGCUCUGGGAUGCGAGCGACUACGUGUGCUGCGCCGACGGCGGCGCGAACCGCGCGCACGAUUUACUGGGCGCGGACCGCGCGCCCGACGCCGUGGUCGGCGACCUCGACAGCGCGCGCGCCGACGUCCUGGCGGCCUACGAGUCCAGGGGCUGCGCCAUCCACCGCGUCGAGGACCAGGACUCGAACGACCUCUCGAAGGCCCUCGCGCACGUCGGUCGACGAUGGGACGCCGCGGGCGUCUCGGACGGCGUCGUGCGCGUCGCCGGCGCGUUUGGGGACCGCUUCGACCACGAGCUCGCCGCCGUCGACGCGCUCUACCGCUUCGGGGCGCAGCGGCCAAAGGCGCGUUGCGUCUUGCACGGCGACCGCACGGCCGCGAUCCUGCUCGGCGCCGGCGCGCACGAGAUCCGCGUACGACGGGAUGUGGAGGGCCCGCACUGCGGCCUGAUACCCGUCGGCGGCGCGGUCCAACGCGUCACGACGACAGGAUUGACGUGGAACCUCUCCGGUCAACGCCUCGCGUUCGGCGAGUUGGUGUCGUCCUCGAACCUGCUGCAGGACGAUCUCGUAUCUAUCGAGACGUCGGACCCCGUCCUGUGGACGGUCGAAGUGUGUGUAAGGAUAACUUAG